AUGAAAAAAAAAUGUUCCAUUAAUGUCGGGUUUGGAAAACGGCGCAAAAAGAGCGUAAAAAUUGCGACAAGUGUUGAAUCGGACUUAUUCGAAAAUGAACAAGAAAUUACAAGUAAUAGUGACUCUAGUGAUGUUGACUGGGUCUUAUCCGAAAGUGAACAAGAAAUUGUAAGCAAUAGUGACUCAAGUGAUGUUGAAGAGAAUCCGAUAGUUCAAAAUAUAAAUGACUUUCUUUGGGAAAACAAGAGUGCUGAUUAUGAACCAACCUUCUUUCCAUUACUAAUAAACAGUGGAAUAUGUGACAGAAUUUUAGAAGAAAAUCCAACAGAGUAUGAUUGUUUUGUUGCCAUUAUACUACCAGAAUUUAUAACUCAUAUUACAUCAAAGACAAAUAAUUUUCAUACAUUUAUUGUAAAUACAAAGACAUCAGAAGAGAAUAGUAAAAUACACAAAUGGGUUGAUACUACAGAUAAGGAAGUCUAUGUUUUUCUUGCCAUUACAAUGCUCUUCACUCAUAUGAAUAAAAAUGAAUGGAAGGACUAUUGGAGUAUAGAUAUGCUCAUUGAAACCCCUAUUUUUGAAAAGAUAAUGUCCCAAGAUAGAUUGUCUUUACUGUUGAGAAUGCUUCACUUCUCUGACAAUAACGAACCACAUGUAGGGGAUAAACUGCAGAAAAUAAGACCUAUUAUUGAGUUGCUAGGAAGUCGUUUCAAAGCAUCUAUGAAACCUUUUAAAGAUUUGUGCAUCGACGAAAGUAUUGGUACCUUGGAAAGGCCGACUAAGUUUCAAACAAUACAUACCCUCGAAGAUACAGAUUUGGGAUAA
Molecule: messenger RNA, 825 nt
Organism: Onthophagus taurus
Lineage: Eukaryota; Metazoa; Arthropoda; Insecta; Coleoptera; Scarabaeidae
Source: RefSeq, a predicted model, not a curated record